Molecule: messenger RNA, 1244 nt
Organism: Carassius carassius (crucian carp)
Lineage: Eukaryota; Metazoa; Chordata; Actinopteri; Cypriniformes; Cyprinidae
Product: derlin-2-like
Exons: 8
Coding region: 136-837 (233 amino acids)
Biological process (GO): endoplasmic reticulum unfolded protein response
Cellular component (GO): endoplasmic reticulum membrane; Hrd1p ubiquitin ligase ERAD-L complex
Molecular function (GO): ubiquitin-specific protease binding; misfolded protein binding
Source: RefSeq, a predicted model, not a curated record
AGCCAUAAAGCCUAUGCACACUGAACCGGUCGAUCGUAGGUCAACGUCAAUGUACUGAAAUGCGUUGUGGGAUAAGUGACCACACGGAUACGCAGUAAAAGUGUGCAGAAGAGUUAAAUACGCUGGAGAAACAUCAUGGCAAACAGCGUCACUCAAGAGUACAUGCAGAUCCCAGCCGUCACGCGAGCUUAUACCACUGCAUGCGUCCUGACAACUGCAGCUGUGCAAUUGGAGCUCAUCACACCGUUUCAACUCUAUUUUAACCCUGACUUGAUUUUAAAGAAAUACCAGAUAUGGCGACUGAUCACAAACUUCUUGUUUUUUGGACCUCUUGGAUUCAGCUUCUUGUUCAACAUGAUUUUUCUAUAUCGUUACUGUCGAAUGCUGGAGGAAGGCUCCUUCCGCGGUCGAACGGCAGAUUUUGUCUAUAUGUUCCUGUUCGGUGGUGUUCUCAUGACUCUUUUUGGUCUAUUUGCCAACCUGUUCUUUUUAGGACAGGCUUUCACUAUCAUGCUGGUUUAUAUCUGGAGUAGAAGGAACCCUUAUAUCCGCAUGAACUUCUUCGGCCUGCUCAACUUCCAGGCCCCAUUCCUUCCCUGGGUGCUCAUGGGAUUCUCACUGUUACUGGGCAACUCCAUUGUUAUUGAUCUUUUGGGGAUUGGUGUAGGACACAUCUACUACUUCCUGGAGGAUGUAUUUCCUAACCAGCCCGGAGGCAGAAAGCUUCUUGCCACUCCAGGAAUUUUUCGUGUUUUGUUUGACAUGCCUCAAGAAGAUCCGAAUUAUGCCCCUCUUCCAGAAGACCAGAGUGGGAUAUCCCGGAAUGGACAAGGGUGAUGCUUUAGCACACGGUCCACUGUGGAUCCAGGAAAGCCGGAGACUAUGGCCACCUCAGUGCCUUUGUGUACACAAUAAAUGAAUCCAAAUUUUGCAUUCAGUGCCAUGCAUGUCACAAACAAGUUUUCCUUUGUUAUUUUUGUUCUGGAAGAACAAUGCCUUUCUGUUUUACUUCACACCACAGGGUUCGAAACAAUUGCCAUUUUCUCGAAGACUUGCAUUUACUGAAUUUUACAAAGUAGUGGUGGAUGGAAGGAUUGGAGUUGAAAGAGAAGCCAGAUUCAAUCUCCCAAAAUAUAAUCCAUAAUUUGGGAGGGUGUGCGAACUCCACAAGAGGGCAUUUUCCUGGGUACAAUACAGUGCCGUAUCUCUUUCUAGUCAACAGAGUCAGCAUUGAGGCAGUUGGA